AUGGUUAUGGCACCUUCUGCUAUCCAUGUUGACUACAAUGAAAUUAUCACUUUGAGUGAUAGGAAACUUGAUCUCAUCAACCACAACCAUGACGUUGAAUCCGAUGUGACUGGCUUUGCCUCAAAGGCGUUGAUUCAGAAGGUGAUGAAGGAGCAGAUUGCUCGCAUCGAUCCGGAUACCUGUGAGCCCGGAGAGGAGGAUGCGUUCUAUGUCGCCGAUCUUGGCGAAGUUUACCGCCAGCACCUUCGCUGGAAACUCAACUUGAGCAGGGUCAAACCCUUUUAUGCCGUCAAGUGCAAUCCGGAUAAGGAGGUGCUGCGUCUCCUGGCCCAAUUGGGCACAGGAUUCGAUUGUGCGUCCAGGGCCGAAAUCGACAUGGUCCUCGAUCUUGGCGUCUCACCCAAUCGCAUUAUCUAUGCCCAACCCUGCAAGACAAAGUCCUACUUGCGCCACGCCCGCAAAGUCGGCGUCACUCAAAUGACCUUUGACAAUACCGACGAACUUUACAAGAUCAAAGACUCCUUCCCCGACGCCGACCUGGUUCUUCGAAUCUCCACCGAGGACUCUGCCAGUCUAUGCCGCUUGAGUGUCAAGUAUGGCGCCAGCAUGCAAGAUGCAGAGACUCUCCUCCGUCUAGCUCGUGAUCUCGACUUGAACAUCGUCGGCGUGAGCUUCCACAUUGGCUCUGGCGCGAGCGAUCCGAACUCAUUUGCAAACGCUGUCAAGGAUGCUCGUCAUGUUUUUGAUCGAGCCUCGCACUUUGGAUUCGACCUGAAGUUGUUGGACGUCGGCGGAGGAUUCGUCGACGAGACGUUCGAGAUGUUUGCCAGCAACCUGAAUGAAGCCCUCGAAGAGCAUUUUCCUCCUCACAUUCGAGUCAUCGGCGAACCAGGCCGCUACUAUGCCUCUAACGCCUUCACUCUGGCAACCAACAUUAUUGCUCGCCGUGAAGUGACGGUGGAUCGGACCGGAGAGAAGGGGUACAUGCUGUACUUGAACGAUGGUGUCUAUGGCAACUUCUCCAACAUCAUCUUUGAUCAUCAACACCCGGUCCCUCAGGUCUUUUCCAAGAAAUCACACAACACCAAACUCACCGAGUAUUCCAUCUGGGGUCCAACAUGCGACGGAAUUGACGUCAUUGCUGAACGUCACUUCUUGCCAGGUGUGCUUGACGCUGGUGACUGGUUGUUCUUUGAGAAUAUGGGAGCGUACACCCGCUGCUCCGCGACUAGAUUCAACGGUUUCCGUGAUGACCACGAGGUCAUUUACAUCUCCAGUGAACCAGGUGCCUCGGCUCUACUAGGCUAUUGA
Molecule: messenger RNA, 1311 nt
Organism: Exophiala mesophila
Lineage: Eukaryota; Fungi; Ascomycota; Eurotiomycetes; Chaetothyriales; Herpotrichiellaceae
Exons: 2
Coding region: 1-1311 (436 amino acids)
Cellular component (GO): cytoplasm
Molecular function (GO): ornithine decarboxylase activity
Source: RefSeq, a predicted model, not a curated record